UAUGUGUAUAUCAAGCCAAGCAUUAGAGUCUUGAGAAAAAAAAGGUGAAAGCGACCAUGCUUGUCCUCACAUAUUUCUAAUCCAAUAACCAUUUGGAUUGUUGUUCAACUUUAGAAUUACCAAUUAAUUUCAUCGUGUUAUCUAAGAUGACAGACUUAACCAAGAAGAAAUUAGCCGGAAAAGUAGCCAUAGUCACCGGCGGAGCAAGCGGUAUCGGCGAAGCCACAGCGCGUUUGUUCGCCGAGCACGGCGCCCGUAUGAUCAUCAUCGCCGAUAUCCAAGACCAACUCGGCCAACAAGUAGCUACUUCAAUCGGUUCCCACAAUUGUACUUACAGUCGCUGCGACGUUACCGAUGAAAACCAAGUGAAAGCAUUGGUCGAAUUAAGUAUUCAAAAGUAUGGUCAACUUGAUAUAAUGUUUAGCAAUGCUGGGAUUAUAAGUAAAUCCGAUCAGAGCAUUCUUGAUCUUGAUUUCCGACAGUUUGAUGGGUUGAUGGCGGUCAACCUCCGUGGCAUGUCUGCAUGCGUUAAGCACGCGGCGCGUGCGAUGGUGGAGAAAAAGGUGAGAGGAAGUAUUGUAUGCACGGCGAGUGUGGCGGCCAGCCAUGGAUCGAAACGGCGGACGGACUAUUGCAUGUCGAAGCAUGGGGUGUUGGGAUUAGUUCGAUUGGCGAGUAAACAGCUAGGGAUGUAUGGUAUAAGGGUAAACUGUGUGUCGCCGAAUGGGUUGGCGACGCCGAUGACAUGCGAGGUGCAUGAGAAGAGUGUGGAGGAGGUUGAGGAAAUCUACGAGGCUGGAAGGGCUCUGAAAGGAGCGGUGUUGAGAGCCGAACACGUGGCGGAUGCAGUGCUGUUUCUUGCAAGUGAUGAGUCGGAGUUGAUUACUGGCCAUGACCUCGCCGUCGACGGUGGCUUCCAAGCUUGGUGAUUUUGAGGAACUGCACGUAGCUUCGAAUCUAGUGCAAAAAAGGAUGGUGCUUAACAUGGAUAGUAUUCAAUACCAUCUUUUGGGUGAUCUUGAAGAACUGCAUGUAACUUGGAAUCUAGGGCUAAAAAGGGUGGUGCUUAAUAUGGAUAGUACUAUAAUUAUUUAUCUUAUUCAAGCAAUUUCAGUAAAACAACAUCAUUUAGUUGUAUUAUGAGUUAUUAAAGAUCUAUUUCAAUUA
This is a messenger RNA of Gossypium arboreum, 1167 nucleotides long. RefSeq names its product (-)-isopiperitenol/(-)-carveol dehydrogenase, mitochondrial-like. The record is from RefSeq and is a predicted model, not a curated record. The transcript is spliced from 2 exons. Bases 147 to 929 code for a protein of 260 amino acids. Lineage: Eukaryota; Viridiplantae; Streptophyta; Magnoliopsida; Malvales; Malvaceae. Gene Ontology annotation, molecular function: oxidoreductase activity.